UAACUUCAUACUUCAAUCUAAUUUUCCUUACUCAUGUUGACACCGCGAGUUUGAUCUUUAAGCAGUCUUCAUUUCUAUAACACUGUGCAGGGGGAAAAUAGGGGCAUCAUUACAUAGGUCUCACAAAUCCAAAGCUAUUGGAGGCAUACCACCAUACCUUAUGCCAUUCUUUGGGAUGUUUGGAUAUGGAGGUCCUUAUGCGUGUAUGCAUUUGGGAAGGCGUACUUUGGUGUCUUCAAAGACGAAACUGUCUAAGAAAGUGUUCACCUUGCAACUCAAUCGAGAAGCUUUGACUGACAAUCGUUCUAUCUUAGGAAAAAACUGGAAGGUAAUAAUACAUUCAUCUUCCUUUAUUGCUCGUCAUAGUCUAUGUCAUUAAAUGCUGAUGGUGGAAUGAGGGAUCCUCUGGAGGAGGAAAUCAAGCUAUCACCUCAUGGAAGCUUCACAAAGGUUGAGAUAUUUGAAUCGGAAUGUAAGAUUCCAGAAAUAUAUCAACUUCAGUGCAGACUUAAGGAUAUAUAUUUUCCUUACAUCCAGUGUGAUGAAAUCUCUAAAACUGGGAGGACGGAAAGGCCUGUAGAGUUUCAGGUCAAUGGAGAGGAUUAAGCUGAGAUAACAGGUGGAGAGUUUGCCACUACCAACCUAAACUCCAAGGGUCGAGAAUUUUGGUUUCAGAUUCGAUUUUUUCAGAGUGAAAUAAAAAAAGGUAUCAACCCUUCAACAGUUCAGUUAAGUGUCUUUCUGCAUUUGCUCCAGCAUUUGAUAGCAAACAUAUUGUGAAGAUGGAUGGGAACAUGCUCAUGGAAGUAGAAUUUCAAGACACGAAUACAAAAUCAAGGGAUAAGAAUACCAAACAUUUGUAUUCACAUCACUGUUCACCUACAUUCUGUAGUGGAUUCCAUGGUCUCUACAUCUUUCCCCUUGAGUCGAAGCUCCCAAACAUGUUCAACAAAGCUUGCAUUUACAACUUUUGUUUCUCUAUUGGAAACUCAAUUACUACUAACAAAAAGAAGGUUGUUGAACCUUCUUCGAAGGUGGGAAGUUGGAAACUUGCUUCUAAUGUUGAGUCCGCGCGGCAGUAUAAUGUUCAGGUGGGUUCCUCACUUCCUCCUUGCUCUAUCGCAUGCUUUGAUGAAUAUGAAAAUCAGAUAGCAUUCACUUCUGUUCCAACACUGGAAGUUGAACUGAACGCCAGCCCUGGAUUCCAAAUAAAGAUUGAUAUGAUUGAGGGCCAACCUGGUAGAUCAUGGAAUUCUCAAAGUCGAGAAUAUGCUCGUUGAGACUGAUAAGUUAGAUAAUAUCAGGCCAGAUUAUGAGGCAACCUUAGAGAUAUGCUCAAAGGACGAACCAUUUUCCGUCUUAGUUGCUUGUAAAGUUAAUCCUCGGCCUCUGAAGCAUGUUGUUGAGAUGUAUCCAGAGUCUUUGGAAUAUUUGCUUCCAGGCUCUACUGUUCAAAAUUAUAUCUUGGAGGUGUUCGAUGGAUAUAAUAACCAUGUUGCAGAAGGUACUAAUGUUCUGAUAUGUAUUGAGGGCUAUUGUAUCAAAGACCCGAUGGGCUUUAACCGAAAGGUCAAUAGUUGUGGCUGCGUUGAUCUGUCUGGAAUUCUCCAAGUCACGGCCAGCUAUGGGAAAUCUAUAUCACUCUCUGUUAUGUAUGGUAUUGAUGAGAUCUUUAAGAAAGAGUCUCUGAUUGAGAGACGAGAGCUCAUGCUCUUAACAAAGCUGCCUGACUGCUGUGCUGCUGGUUCAAAUCUUACAAACCUCAUUUUCGAAGUGACGGAUUCAGAUGGUGCUAUGGAUACUAGUAUCCAUCAUGACGAAAAAUCAGGAUGUUUCCAUACCAUGAGCAUUGAAUCUGAUUCAAGAAGCGUUGAGAGUGCAAUCAGAUAUGCCUUUGUCCACGAGUCCUGCAAAGUUCCUACUCUUUCCCUACCUGAGAGCGAGGGUGUCUUUUCUUUCAGGAUUCAGCUAACGCCUGCUCAAAUAUUUGAAAGAGAUGAGAUUGGGUGUUCUACACCUUAUUCAAGGAUGAGUUUAACACCUCAAUCAAAGAUGGCUUCAACCACAAAUUCAUCGGUGGCUCCAACUGAACAAACUCCAUGUUCACAGUUUAGAGUUUUGGCCAUUAGGGCAUCGUCAUCGGCUCUCAGUAGCCAAACUAGCCUGUUGGAUAUGGCACAGUUCACUGAGAGCUUAAAAGAAAAACUUAUUAGAUACAGUGAAGACAUAGUGGAAGUAGAUGAGCGCCUAAAAUGUUUGGAAGCCGAACAAAACCAGGCUAAGGAAGAGUUGAGUACCUUGCAAGCUUCUCUGGAAACUCUCGGUGCUACAUUCCCAGAAUGCCUAUCCACCAAAGAAUCAAUGAUGAAACAGAUUGAAGAGAAGCAUCAUGACACCGCAGCAUCGGUUUUCUGUUGUUUGUAUAGAAAGGCCCCGCCUCCACAGUCUCUGUUUCUGUCAAAGAAAGGAGUGUUUGGCCUUGUAGAACUUCUUGGUUCAGUUGCUUCCACCUCCCCUAGCAGGUAUAUGAGACCCAAAAGCAAGUUGAAGCAGCUCACGCAGUCUCUUUAGAUGGUUUUAUCGCAAAAGAAAACGGAUUUAUAUAUUCCGGGUGCAGCAAACCGGAAAUUCAUUUUCCGGUUACAGUAAAGGAGGAUGAAGAAGAGAAGCUGAGAAAAUUGGAAGCAGCAAGAGACAGAGUGAGAAUGGCAGCGAAGAAGAUAGAGGAAGAGAAGUGUUCAUUGCGUAAGUUAGAGAACAAAAAUGAAGAAAACAAAUGAAAAAUAUCACAAUGCAACAAACUCUCUAGAGCUAGUCCAGUCUCUGUCUUUAGAUUAGAGUUAAACUGGACCUAAAACGGUUCAAACAGUGGGUUCAAACAGUUGGUUAUCGGUUUAGUUUUGGUGUUUUUUGGGUUUAGUCACUUUGUUCUGAAAUUUUCUUUUCUUAUUUCGGUUAAGGGAAUUUUGUUCAUCAAUUUUCUAUUUCAAGAGUUUGUUUUUGAUCUUGUGCUA
Molecule: messenger RNA, 3014 nt
Organism: Arabidopsis lyrata subsp. lyrata
Lineage: Eukaryota; Viridiplantae; Streptophyta; Magnoliopsida; Brassicales; Brassicaceae
Exons: 19
Coding region: 1270-2571 (433 amino acids)
Source: RefSeq, a predicted model, not a curated record